AUGAACACCGUCAUAGCCCUCAUCAAGCUCUCCCGAGCCCAAUUCACCAUCGAACCUGUCGUCCGUGCGACGGUCGGUGCGUUCGCUUACGCCUACGACCAUGAUACAAGCGUUGAUCCACGACGAUGGGCGUUGGCUUGUGCGAUCAUCUUUUUGACGAAUGUUGCGAUUAACUAUUAUAAUGACUACAACGAUUACGAGGGUGACAAGGCAAACGCAACCCGCUCAACCAAAACCUCAACCGGCGGCUCAAACAUCCUCGUAGCAGGCCUCCUCCCCCGCUGGACAGCCCUAGCAGCCUCACUCCUUAUCUCCCUCCUCAUCCUCACCGUCAUCCUCCUCGACCGGCACCUCCACCCCUCCUCCACCCCCUUCUGCGGUGCCAACAUAUUCUGGGGCUGUGUCUUCAUGGGUCUCUCAUCCCAAUAUAACGCAGGUCUUCGAUUGAGCUAUACGCCAUUUUGCGAGGUAUUGACGGUUGGGACGUUGAGUGUUGGGAGUUGGUUGUUUGGGUAUAAUGCCCAGGAUCCGGCGGGUGGGUUCGUGGUGCCCGUGGGGGGCGGGGUUGGCGGGGGUGUGUUUUUGUUGGAUGCGGUGCUGCAGAUGUCGAGGAUUAUGGUGAUGCAAGUCGUCGACACGGAUGCUGAUCGGUUCGUUGGGAAGAUCACACUCACUGUGCAUCUCGGCCCCCGACGUGUGGCGGAAGUGUACCUCUACCUCCAGUACGCCAUACUCAUCCUCGCUGCCUUUCUCGCGUGUACCAGCACCGGUAUCUCCAUGGCCAGCUCCUCACCCGUCGCGCACGCGAUGGUCGGAGUCUUCGCAGCCGUCGUGCUUCCACGUACAUUCGUCGUCGCGAAGAAGUUGAGGAGGUUAGGCGAGGGUGUGAAGGUUGCGGCGGAGGACUGUCCGUUUGAGGUUAGUAGGAUUAUGAUUGAGGUUAAUUUGGCGUGUUUGGCGGUUUUGGGGGCGGCGAGGGGGAUGGGGAUGUGGGGGCAGUGA
This is a messenger RNA of Saitoella complicata NRRL Y-17804, 1002 nucleotides long. RefSeq lists its product as uncharacterized. Gene Ontology annotation, molecular function: prenyltransferase activity. The coding region runs from base 1 to 1002 and encodes 333 amino acids. Gene Ontology annotation, cellular component: membrane. NCBI's taxonomy places the organism in Eukaryota, Fungi, Ascomycota, Saitoellomycetes, Saitoellales, Saitoellaceae. The transcript has 2 exons. Gene Ontology annotation, biological process: vitamin K biosynthetic process; menaquinone biosynthetic process. The record is from RefSeq and is a predicted model, not a curated record.